Dermatophagoides pteronyssinus (European house dust mite) is the source of this 932-nucleotide messenger RNA. It is a transcript of the gene Csl4, whose product is annotated as exosome component 1 Csl4. Gene Ontology annotation, biological process: RNA processing. The record is from RefSeq and is a predicted model, not a curated record. Gene Ontology annotation, cellular component: cytoplasm; nuclear exosome (RNase complex). NCBI's taxonomy places the organism in Eukaryota, Metazoa, Arthropoda, Arachnida, Sarcoptiformes, Pyroglyphidae.
AGCAGCAGCAGCAACGUGUGUUCGAAAGUUUUUCGUUUUUCGAUCUUUUUUGAGUUUUUUGUUUUGUUUUUGUUUUUGAUUCAUCUAAUUUACCAUGAUGGCAGAUGAUAAUCAAGUGAUGAUGAACAAUUGUUUAAAUGAACCGAAACAAUUGUUAGUAAUGCCUGGUGAUUGUCUACUAAAACAUCAAAAUAAUAUUAUUGCAUCGAAUGGUACUUAUUUAAAAAAUGAUUUUAUUUAUUCAUCCAUGGCUGGUUAUUUACAAAUAACCGAACAAAAUGAAUCACAUUUUGAUGAUUUACAGAAUAAAACCGUUAACGAUGAUGCUGAAACAAAAUCAAUGAAUGAAGAUAAUAAUGAUUCAUUGAAUACAUCAUCAUUAUCGAAUCAAAUUAUAACGAAAAGAAUUGUUAAAGUUAUACGACCAGGUAAUGAUUGUCAAAUACCAUUUUUAGAACCAGGUUCAAUCGUUACUUGUCGUAUAACACGAAUAACAUCAUCAUUUGCUAAAUGUAGUAUAUGUUCGAUUGAAGAUUAUAUCCUAAAACAACCAUAUACGGGUAUUAUACGUUUGGAUGAUAUACAUGAUGGUAUUUCUGCACAACAACAACGUUUACGUCAUGUUAAUCGUUGUUUUCGUCCAGGUGAUAUUAUACUUGCACGUGUUAUUGCUGCUGGUGAUAAUCAUCAAUUCCUUUUGACAACAGCCACAUCUGAAUUAGGUGUUGUUGUUGCUGUUAAUGAUUGGAAUGAACCAAUGAUACCAUUAAAUUCAACCGAAGUAUUAUGUCAACGAACUUAUACAAAAGAAACAAGAAAAGUUGCUAAUAUUGAAUCGAUUGCCUAUUGAAAAAUCUAAUUUAUUACUCUAUCUUUCUCUCCCUUGGUUAUAAUUCAAUUUUUAUUGUUUUUUCAAUGUAAAUAUUUACAUU